Entrophospora candida is the source of this 527-nucleotide messenger RNA. The record is from the annotation of a GenBank genome assembly. NCBI's taxonomy places the organism in Eukaryota, Fungi, Glomeromycota, Glomeromycetes, Entrophosporales, Entrophosporaceae.
GUUUGGCCUAUCCAGGUCUUGAUAUUGGUCGUUCAACAAUUGCUAAGAUAUUAAAGGAAAGUAAAAAAUGGUUAAGCAUUGAUACUAAUUCUAUUUCUAAAAGUAAAUUUCGUAAAAAAGAUGUUAAAUUUCCAUUACUCGAUCAAGCUCUAAGUCGUUGGGUAGAACAGAUAUCAGCAACAAUUGUUGUAUUGAAUGAGCAACUUAUUAAAGAGAGAAAAGACAAGUCUCGUAUAACAGUUCUUCUUGCUGUAAAUUCAACUGGUACUGAAAAAUUGCAAUCAUUGUUAAAACAUAUAAAUGAAGAAUUCCGAACUAAAAAAAGACAAGUGUUGCUUCUUGUAGAUAAUGCAAGUUCACAUUCUUUAAAUGAUGGUGAAACUCCUCUUCAAUUGUCAAAUAUCACAUUGCAAUAUCUCCCGCCUAACACCACAUCACACCUACAACCAAUGGAUGCAGGAGUCAUCAAGUCAUUUAAAGCUAAAAUACAAACAUUAAUAUUGCUGGCAUAUUCUGAGACAAUUUAA